AUUAUUACCGAGGGCCGAAAGUACCUUAAAAUAAACAAAAACUUUCUAUUGAGUGAAAUAUUUUAAAUUAAAAAUCACACUAAAUUUUCUCUUUUUUUUCACCCCUGUAACUUAUUAAAAUAAACAUUAUAGAAGUUUUCAGGGACUUUAGGCCCUCGGUAAUAAUGUAAUCUUUCAUUCUGAAUUUAAAUUUUUCAAAAAUACUAAUUAGUUUUCUCAGGAUUCGAAAAAAAUAAAUGCAUUUAAAUAGCAUUGGACCAAGAUUUUGCGCCUACACUCUAAGGUUUAGAUAGCAAUAAUUAGUUUAGAUAAUACUGUUUUUUUCUUACUGUUUUUUUUCAGAUAAUUGGCCACUGGAUGUUCACUUAGCACAUUAAACUACGAUUAUAGAAUUGGCAAAUCUACUGCAGCCACGAUAAUACCCUAUUAUUUAAUGUGAUACUAUUUGGAGAAAAUUGAGAACCAUAGAUUACAAUUGUUUGUUCCAAAGUUUGAUGUCCACAGUUAAAAAUGUCUGGCACCAGAAUAAUUGAUACGAGAGCCAAUUUUGCAGAUAAAAAAUUUUUCAGGAAUUUACGAACAUUCGCAUCCAGUAAAAAAUUCCAUAAAACAGAUAUAAAAGAAGUUCUAGAAAGAAGUUGGACAUCUGGUGUUGCUAAAAUUAUUUUAUUUGGCAGAAACUUAGACAGCAGCAAGAGUGGACUAAACGAAACCAAGCGCGAUGGAGGACUAUUUUGUUCUGUGGGCUGUGAUCGGUGUUAUAGUGGAGAGUUUGAUACUGAUAUUGUAAAACCAGAAGACUAUUUAAAAGCACUUGAAAAUAUUAAAACCGAAAACAAAACAAAAGUUAUAGCUGUGUCUUCUGCUAUGAAUAGCAUUAUAACGACUAUUAUGAUUCUUACCAUAAUUCAAAAGAAGAUCAAAUAAAAGCAUUAGAAUGCCUAAUGUCUUUAGCUAAAAAAAGAAUAUGUGUGUACUUUGUACGCACGUAAGAAGUUAUACUUCUACUACAUAUUAUGUGAUUUUUAAGACAAUACCAAAAAUUUAAAAAAAUAGAAGAAUAAAACGCACACAAACACAUUGAAAAAUGCCACAAAGAAAAAAUUAUUUCUGAACGAUAAUAAUUGUUGGCAAAAAUUUUAAAUACGCAUUUUCUGAAAAAAAAAAUUAUAUAACAAAUAUACUUACAAUCAUAACAUGCAUACAAAAAUAAAAAAAUAAAACUUGCAUCGGGAAUUGAACCCGUGAAUUUCGUGACGCUUUGAUUCGUAAUCGAAGCGUAGACCCACUCGUCCAAUCCCACAUUAUUUAUAAUGUGGAAAAAUACGGUAACUAAACGUUUUACUGUUUGACAGUUGUUUUGAAAAUUAAAUUAUGUAGUUUAAAUUUUGUGGAAGAAAAUAUAAAAAUAUAACAAAACAGUAAGAAAACAAUAUAUUAGAUGAAGAUUGGUAGAACUUUUGUUGGUAAUCAAAUUAAGUAUGUAAAUCAAAGCAUUACAUACCUACUAGAUAAAUAAAUCUACGCCAAAAAAUCAUAAUUUAAAAAUAAAAAUCGAACCUAAUUUGGGAUUUCUCUCUAAAAUCCGCAUUCUUGAGAAAAUAAAUGUACGUAUUUCAACCUAAUCCAAAUGUAUAAUUACAAUAUGUUUAUAAUAAAAACUACUUACCAAAUUAGAAUGAGUUUUCCUUGUCCAAAAUAGACCAAAAGUCCAAAAAUAUAGGUAUAUGAAAACUAUUUAAAAAGGCAGUAUAACUAUUAACUAACUUUUGUUUGUUGUUUCUUUUCACACAAAUUUUAAAACGCAACAACCAUAAAUAAUCUAACUACAGCUGUGCCACAGCCGCCAUAUUGAAUAAUUUUUGACAUGUCAUUUGAACAUCCAAUCAGAACAAAGUUAUAAUGCGCAUGCGCCCGGUCGCUAGGUUUUACCAUAUAAAAAUUCACCCUCUAUCGCCGGUAAAGGA
This is a messenger RNA of Diabrotica virgifera virgifera (western corn rootworm), 1967 nucleotides long. RefSeq lists its product as uncharacterized. Gene Ontology annotation, cellular component: cytosol. The transcript has 2 exons. The record is from RefSeq and is a predicted model, not a curated record. Gene Ontology annotation, molecular function: 3'-5'-DNA exonuclease activity. Lineage: Eukaryota; Metazoa; Arthropoda; Insecta; Coleoptera; Chrysomelidae. The coding region runs from base 511 to 927 and encodes 138 amino acids.